GACUUCGCCACUCCAUUCCGCUCCCUGGCGCGUCUCAUUGCCAGCGACUAAAAAGUUAUUUCAGCUCAAUAUCCAGUUAUUAGGUAAUGGCUUUUGUCGUUUUUCGGCGUUGGAGACUUUUUACAGACGCUGCUUUUAAGACAACAAAUGUUGGACAAGCAUAUUUGGUACAUAAAAGCUACAGAACUUCAGGCGAAACAGAAAGCACCUCUACUGGGGCCUCUGCGCGGCAAAAUGUGGUCUCGGAGCGACACGGGUCAGUGGUUGCCGUGGCAAUAAAUCGCCCCCAGGUGCGAAACGCGGUGGACCGAGAGACGGCCCGGAGACUCCUUGAGGAGCUGAAGGCCUUCGACUCCGACGACCAACUCAGUGUGGCGGUGCUCCACGGCCAAGGAGGGAAUUUCUGCGCUGGUUACGAUCUGAAGGAGCUGGCCAAUCACACGGCUGCCCUCAAAUUGGAGCAAGAUGUCACCAAGAGUCCCGGUCCAAUGGGCCCGUCCCGCCUGCAGCUCUCCAAGCCCCUGAUAGCGGCGGUCAGUGGCUACGCGGUGGCGGGGGGUCUUGAGCUGGCCCUGCUCGCCGACCUGAGGGUGGUGGAGGAGAGUGCAAUCAUGGGGGUCUUCUGUCGCCGCUUCGGGGUUCCACUGAUCGACGGGGGUACGGUUCGACUCCCGCGUCUCAUCGGCCUGUCCCGGGCCCUGGACCUCAUCCUGACCGGCCGUCCAGUGGGGGCCCAGAAAGCGUUGGCCUUCGGGCUGGCUAACAGGGUGGUCCCCGACGGCCAAGGUCUGCAGGUAGCUCUAGAGUUGGCCGAGCAGAUCAGCUCGUUCCCUCAGUUGUGUCUCCGCGCUGACCGCGCCUCGGCCAUCUACAGCAGCUACGACGCACCCUCCUUCUCCAAGGUAUAUUCCACCCUUUGACCUUUCACCUUUCACCUUAAACACCCUGCUCCACUGUCGCUAAGAAGGCGAUGCUACCUGAAGAUAUGCAUGCUAUGCUUCUUCUUUGAGAUAACAUAAAGUUGUAUUUUCAAGAUUGAGUGUCUGAGUGUGAUUGUAUCGUCUGAGUGAAAUGUUGACAUUCUCUAGCUUUUUGUAGGAUUUUUCUUUUUAAAU
This is a messenger RNA of Gadus morhua (Atlantic cod), 1115 nucleotides long. RefSeq names its product enoyl-CoA hydratase. The coding region runs from base 87 to 920 and encodes 277 amino acids. Lineage: Eukaryota; Metazoa; Chordata; Actinopteri; Gadiformes; Gadidae. The transcript has 6 exons. Gene Ontology annotation, molecular function: catalytic activity. The record is from RefSeq and is a predicted model, not a curated record.